Molecule: messenger RNA, 7809 nt
Organism: Tuber aestivum (summer truffle)
Lineage: Eukaryota; Fungi; Ascomycota; Pezizomycetes; Pezizales; Tuberaceae
Source: the annotation of a GenBank genome assembly
GCGACAACAAACCUUUUGUCCACUCCUUUUUUAGUGUGGCAACCACAAGAACUCUUCCCCGAACAAGGAGACUGACUGGAGCCCACCGGUCGCCCCUCUCCCAUUUAAUAUUUCUUUCUAUCUUCCUCCUUUCCUCCCACCGUCUCCCCUCUCACCAAACUUUCCCCUCUUUGUGUUGUUUGCAGGUCCACUCCUUCCUCAUUGCUUUCCUUUUUGCUAUCCUUUCUUUCAUCCAUCACAUCAACCAUACCUGUCAACCCACUUAACCGAAUCCUCGAGCGCGUCUCCUUUUCUUCUCGCGCAACGCCACACACGCCGACACAACCGCGGCCCGGAAACAGUUUAAAGAUGUUUGGAUCCGGGGCCAGCGGUGGCACGAGCGGAGGCUUUGGAGGCUUUGGGGCGAGUAAUAAUAAUCAAACUGGAAAUACUGGUAGCGUGUUUGGUAGUGGAACGGGGUUUGGCCAACCGGCCAGUACGGGUACGUUUGUUAUUUUUUCUCCAGAGUAUUUGCUUCGAUUUCUUGCUUUCUUUGCUUUUUUUUUUUUGCUGCUUUUCUCGCUUCGAUGUGGGAACUUGCGUGGUCUAUAUCUUGCGGAAUGCUUUCAACCGUGACGUGAUUGGGGCGCGUUGUCUUGAGGUUCUUCACGCGAGGGAAUUUUGGGCGGGUGUUUCUUUCUUCGAUUAUGGUAGCGAUGGUGGCGAUGAAUGGCGAUGAUGAUUACAUGCAUUACACUCCGGAACUCAGUCUCGACUAACUUCUCCACCUGCUGGUUUCUUCUCCAGGAUUUGGCAAUACUGGUGGGGGGGGAUUUGGCCAGCAGCAGAACACGUCCAAUGCUUUCGGCGCUGCGACUACAACCAACACCGGCUUCGGUGGUCCAAGUGGAGGUACUUCUAGAAAUCUGUUCCAUCAUCGUCAUCGUCGCUAUCAUUGUCUGCUUUUGUACAUGCACUAUCUUACGGCCCAUAAGGCUCAUGUUGUCUUGAUUCUCUGUCCUCUGCUCCUGUUGCAAUCUUCUGAAACGAUCACGAAUAUUCCCUUUACCCUUUUGCACAUAACGGCGGCAGUGGCCCAACACAAUAUAGAGCUGUAACUACUUGUUGUGUGCCAUGCUGUGACAUCGUAGAGUUGAUGAACUUGACUCGCUAUGGAUAAGUCUAAAUCUAACGUUCCUGGUACUCCUAUAGGCUUCGGAGCGACGAACAACGCGGCAACAUCCCCCUUUGGUGCUGCUAAACCAUUUGGCGGAACAACCCAACCCGGGACAGGCGGUCUUUUUGGGGGUAAUACUUCUAGUAAUACAACAUCUGGCGGUACUGGAUUUGGGUUUGGUGCUACCAAUAAUGCCUCUAAUGUAUUUGGUGGUGGGAAUACGGCUGCCGCUGGUGGAGGCGGGCUCUUCGGAAACUCAAAACCUACCUUUGGUCCUACGGCAACCACUGCGGGAGCUGCUGGAGGCUUGUUCGGGACUGCAAACUCGGGUACUGGAGGCGCAUUUGGUGGGACUGCAAACACAGGGAUUGGAUUCAGUUCAGGAACUGCCCAAGGGCCUUUAACUGGGACGGCAAAUCCCCCAUACGCCGCGUUUACGGAGAAGGAAGCACAGGGUGGCACAACCAAUCACUUCCAGACAAUUGCCUUUAUGCCGGCAUAUAAGAAUUGGGCGUUAGAGGUAGGUGUUUGGCUUCAGGAAAUUCUCAACUAUCGCGAUGCUAACUAAUCAUUAGGAAUUGAGACUCCAAGAUUAUGUCCAAGGCCGCCGGUAUGGGACUGAUUCGGGCAAUAGCGGCGCAUUCGGUCAAGGCACGCAGUUUGGCGCUGCAUUUGGAGCUGCCAACAAUACCAAUACCUCGGGUUUCGGAGCGACAAGUAACACUGCUACUACCGGCGGAGGCCUCUUCGGCAAUACAGCUAAUAAUAACACCACUUCUACCCCUUUCGGGGCGACCAACACUGGGGGUGGCUUCGGGACUGGUGCUACUCAGACAGGUGGUAGUCUAUUCGGUGCUAAUAAGCCUGCUACUGGAGGCCUCUUCGGAGCUACCAACAAUACCACCACAACUGGUGGUGGCGGAUUGUUUGGGGCUGGUGCCAACAACACAACUGCUGGGGCUUUUGGGGGGGGCAAUACCGCUGGUACCUUUGGAGCUACUGGAACUACUGGCGCUGCUGGCGGCUUAUUUGGUGCUGCUAACAAUAACAACAACCAACAAGCGCAGAAGCCCUUUUCCUUUGGGAACACUGGUGCUGGCUUUGGGGGCGGUGCUUCGAAUACUGCCUUCGGCGCGCAAGGGAACAAUGCUACUACUACUGGAGGUGGAUUAUUUGGAAACACUCAGAAUACUACUCCUGCUUUCGGAGCAGCACAGCCUGGUACCGGAUUUGGAGGGACAGGGGGUGCUUUUGGGACUGCCGGCCAAAAUCAAGGUGGAACUGCCUUUGGUGCCUUUGGAAAUAAUCAGCAAGCUCAGCAAAACAAACCUCCUUUCGGUGCUGCUUUCGGUGCUACCCAGGCUGCCACUGCUACGGGUGGGGGCGGAUUGUUCGGAAACAAUAACCAGCAGCAGCAGCAACAGAAUACUGGUGGGCUGUUCGGCGGCGGUGACAGUAAACCAUUUGGUCCUCCUCCCAUUUCUACUGGAACUCAGGGCGGUGGAUUAUUUGGAAACAAUGCUACCGCUACUGGAGGCACGGCUGGAGGGCUGUUUGGGGGUGGUCAGGCUACCCAGGCCUCUCAAGGUGGGCUGUUUGGGGGUGGGGCUGGCGCCAAUACUGGAAGUGGAGGGUUAUUCGGCAAUAACGCCAACAAGCCACCGGGCGCACAAGGUGGUGGGCUUUUCUCGAACACUGGACCUCCUGCAUCGACCAACGGCGGCCUUUUUGCGGGCUCAUCUCUUGGUGGCUCCCAACUAAAUACUUCUACUGGUGGUGGGUUCUUCAACAAUCAACAGCAGCAACCACCACAACAACAGCAGCAGAUGGCCGGGAAUAGCUUGUUUGGUAGCCAGUUCGGAAAUAGUGUUCAGGGCCAACAACAUCAGCAACAACAAGGUUUUACUGCGUCGGUUACGGAUUCGCCGUAUAUUAACCCUGUGCUCAAUUCAUCAUUGGGCAACGUACCGAACUCCCCUAUGGGCCCUAUUGCUACCCCACUGAGCUCCAACGUCCAGACUAAGAAAGCUGCCAUGAUUCCUCAUUAUAAAAUCGCGCCUAGACAGCCAUCUCUUGCACCACGCCUUGGAAACAGCUUCUCUCGAAGCGGUUCGCCCUUUGCUGCCUCAUCUGGUAGCCAUGCUACUCUUGGGAAUAGUGGAAGUUUGGGACGUUCGUUUUCAUCAACCAACAAGCUGCACUUAUUCGAUGGUGACGACUCAAUCCUUAAUUCCAGCUCUUUCACCCCCAACACCUCAAGCCGAGUUGCUAGUUUGAAGAGAUUGGUCAUAGACAAGAAGAUAAGAGAUCAAGAUUUAUUUUCUGGUGGCCAGGAUCUUCGAAAGGAUAAUUCUGGCGGUUCAGAUUUUGUGGCCAAGAGCGGAACCAAGAGUAUACUUAAGAAGACUGUUAGCUUUGAUAUCGCAGCCAAUCGCAGGGGCGAAGAGGAGCUUUUUGGUGCGGGAGCCACUUCGGCCAAGGGAAAAGAGACGGUUGGGCCUAGCCCCACGGCUGAGGAGAUGGGUUUCUUGAGGAGCACUCCGGAGAGGCGGAGAUUAAGGGAGGUUGAAGAGGCAUCAAAUGGAUCUACCUCCGCGAAUGAUGCACCCGUUAUCGGCAAUGAGGUUGCUGUUAUCUCCGAGAAGCCGAAGGAUGAUAAGUCACCUGGAACCUACUGGAUGGUGCCUAAUGCUUCGAAAUUGAAGAUGCUGCCGAAAGAACAACAGAAACGGGUCAUGGGUUUGACAAUCGGACGUCGCGGUUAUGGGCAAGUUAGGUUCGACAAUCCUGUUGACAUCUCUGAUAUCGAGGACAUCGACAAAAUCCCCGGCCAUAUUGUUCUCUUUGCUCAACGUGUUUGCACCGUUUAUCCUGAGACAAUGCCUAAGCCACCUCCGGGGAAGGGCCUCAAUGUGCCUGCUACGAUUACCCUUGAGGACUGUUUCCCCGUUUCCAAGAACGAGCGUGGCAAAAUCAGAGAUCCCGAGCAUCCUCGCUAUGUUACUCAUAUCCGUCGGUUGAAGAGCAUUAAGGACACCGAGUUUGUUAAUUACCUUGCGAACGAGGGCUUGUGGAUCUUCCGCGUUCGUCAUUUCACUACUUAUGGACUCGUUGAGAGUGAUGAUGAGGAAGAUGGUGAUUACACCGUUGAUGAGUCAUCAAUACUUCCUACAGGCGAAACUCCCUCCCCCGCUAGGACUCCUAGUAGUUCAUUGUGGGAUGGGGAUGAGGAGAGCAGUAUGGACGCUGAUGUUAGUGGUGUUGAUAACACAUCCAGCUACGAUGACACUUUCGAUUUCAAGAAAUUUGGCUCCAGUGCCAUCGCGUCGAGAUACAACCGUGGCCAAUAUAGCUCCUUUUUGGGCCGCAGUGAUAGGGAAACGAGUCACGAAGAGUCGGAAGAGGAGGGGGAUGUUACUAUGGACCAGGCUUUUUUAGGUGAAGGCUCCGUGGGUAGCGUUGAGGAUGUGGAUGAACCCGCGGAGCCUGAGUCGGACCAAUCGGAGGAGGAGGUUGAUACCACUGUUGUUGUGGAUGACGAAACUGACGGAGAUGUGACGGGAGCUUUGGUGCUUGCCAAUUCCCAUAUGUUGAGCCCGGUGAAGGAGGACGAGGAGGAUACGAUCACUCCAGAUACUCCUGCAAAGCUAUUGCCUAUGGGUCAGGACUGGACUGAACAAUUGAACAAUACUAUAAGUCCUAAGAAGAGGAGGUUUGGUGGCGAGAGUUUCAUGGCUUCCACACGUAAACUUGCCAAUAGCCCGGUCAAGAGAUUCAAUAUUGAGCCCAUGAGCUAUGGGUUAUUGGAUUUGGCAAAUGAUCUUUAUGGUGGUGUGGCAGGCGCGAUAAAUGGGAAUUAUACGAAAGGAAAAGGAAAGGCAGCGUGGGAUCAAGUUGAGGUUUGAACCGUCUUUACCCUUUUUUUUUUUUCUUUUGUGGCGUUUAUUUCCCUUUUCUCUUUUGCAUACGUCUGUCGACUUUCCUUCCCCUGGAAACAAAAAUGUUCCAAUGUUCUCAUGUAAGGUUAAGCAAGACUGAAUUAUAUAACUGAAAAUUGUUCUUUGCUUGUAGUCUCCUACAUCCGCCAGAUGUCAGCAUGAAAACGCGUGGACGGCAACGAAGAACGAUAAAAGCAAUCCUGAUACUAUCGAGUCGGAUGACAAACGGUGGCGGAAUGCCGUAAAGCCGGUUUGGGGGAAGGAUGGAUCUAUUAUUUAUUUCGGAAAUUUGGAGGGGUUAGGGCGGAGGAGGAAUUACGGAAAUGAUUUGAGGCUUGCAAAGCUGAAGUACUCUAUUCAGGUUUGUGAUUAUUGUUCUAUACCUUCGAAAGCGGAUUCUGAUUGUGCGCAGGGAUCCGAAAUCCAGGGCACCCCUAAACCUUUGGAACUUCAACUUCGAGCGACCACUAUCAAGCGGGACGAAUUCAAUGUUCCGGUAGCUGAGCUUAAGAUGGAUACACUUUUUCACUCCUUCACCCAACUCAGCUGGAGCCCGGAUGACCCCGCGAGUCAGCACGAGAAGGGCGUUUGGGAACUUGCCAGUGUGCUCUGGGAUCCUGUCGCUGGGGAAUUUGCCUUGGAGGAGGAGUCGCAGGAGAUGAUUGAGCACACUCAAGAGAUCUGCCGCAAGGAGAGAUUAUCUAAGUUCUUGGAAGCUUUGGUUGAAGUCGCCGCCGACGAACAUGCCCAUGGCGCCACUACGCUGGAAGAAGUUGCAAUUGCUCAUUUGACUGCUCAUAGGGUCGAACACGCUUGUGCUUCUCUUCUUGAAGCUGGGGAUUUUAGACUUGCUAAUCUGAUCACUAUGGUUGGCGGGGAUGCUAAACUUAGAUCAGCUAUCAAGAAACAGCUCGAGCAAUGGAAGAACAAGGGUGUGCUUGCGGAGAUUCCGAUUCCUAUUAGGGCACUUUAUGAGCUGCUUGCUGGUAAUACUUGUCACUCUGAAGGUGUCCGUGGCCCUCCGGAGGACGCCGCUCCUAACUUUUUUAUUCCGGGUCGGUUCAACCUUGACUGGAAGCGUGGGUUUGGACUCAAGUUGUGGUAUGGAUGUGCCGAGGAGGAACCAAUCGGGAAUGCUGUUGUUGAUUAUGAAGCGGACAUGAGAGAGUAUCCUGAGGCUGUUCCCUCACCCAAGCCUUGGUAUCACACGGAGGAGAACCCUGCCCGCGACGACGCAGUUGAUAUUCUUUGGGGUCUCUUGAAGCUCUAUGCUGACCGCGAGCUUAAUCUUGAAGAGGUCCUCGCGCCGGUGAAUAUAACCACCAGCUAUAUUGACUACAGACUCAGCUGGCAACUGCGCACCAUCCUCGCAAAGAAGGGUAUUAGAGAUUUUAGUGGCGGAAAGCUACACAGGAGGAUCGACGGUAUAGACGAGUUCAUUGCCGGAACCAUGGCCGACCAAAUCACCAUCGACUUCGCCGGCGAGCUUGAGACUCUCGGAAUGUGGGAAUGGGCGAUCUUCGUCCUCCUCCACCUGACCGACACUGACAGUCGCGAAACAGCCGUCCGUAACGUUAUAGGCAAGCACAUUGAUGAACUCGAGUCUACGGAGGGUGCCGACGUUGGGAAGAAGCUGGAAUUCCUCGAGAAGACGCUUCUAAUCCCGAAAAAUUGGAUCCACGAAGCCCGCGCUUUGCAAGCCCGUUCUACCGGUCGCCACUUACUCGAGGCCAGAUAUCUUCUUGCUGCGCAAGCAUGGAACGAAGCGCACAAGACGGUCGUCAAGCGGGUUGCGCCGGAAGCUGUCAUCUCUGGUGAUUUGGAAACUCUUAAGCCUAUCCUUGCCGAAUUCGAGGACGUCGACCUGGUUGAUAGGUGGAACUUGGGCGGCCAGGUUUACCUCGACUACAUUCACCUUCAAGAAUACGUCCUCUCCGGCAAGCUACACCUCGGGCCCACCAAGGAUGCACCCGAGCAGAAGGGCCUGCCAAAGUCGAAUAGUCCAAAGGACCUUGCUAGGCGCUUACUCGUAGGUCUCAAGAAUGCCGAUAGGGGGGGUUUUCUGCAGAACAUCGCGGUCAGGGAGAUGGCAGGCGUUGUCGGAAGCUGGGUGCUUAGGAGUGAUGAUAUGGUUUGUCACCCUUUUCUUCUUUUCGGUUUUUUUAUUCGGGGUGGAGUGUAGUGCUGAUGUCAAUCACUCUUCACACAGAUAUCUGAAGCUCCAAAACUCCUGGAACUCCCCCUCACCGAGGACCAGUUCCUCCGCAAGACGGUGAAUCUGGGACUAGCGUAUUACAGAGCGAGGUUACAGGAGGUUAGGUAGUUUUCUAUCAUUUUUAUUAUCGUUAUUGUUAUGUGUUCCUUCUUCGUCUUGGGCGGUUGGUUGGUUGAUUGUUGGGUUCUUGCUUGUUUGUCUGGGGGAAAUGUGAAAAGUUUGAUCCCUCCCUUUGUUGCCUGUUGUCUUUUACCCCCCCCCUUUUUUUUUUUUUCAUAUAGUGGUGCCUUUGGGCAGUGAUGUAGUUUUAGUAUUACAACGUCUUGAUCUGAGUGGUGGUAAUUUAGUUGCUGUUUUUUUUUAACCUUUCCCUUUCUUUCUACUUGAAGCUUGUAUUAGCUAGCGGGAUGAUGUGCUCCUACGGGGGGUACCGGCAUGAAGCUAUGAGCGUGGGUGCAUAUCUGGGUUGUGAAAGGAAAAUGAUAAUUAUGAUGUCGUGU